AUGAGCCCUCUUUCCCUCCCUGCUAGCCCUCUUUCCCUCCAUGAUAUCCCUCUUUCCCUCCCUGAUAGCCCUCUUUCCCUCCCUGCUAGCCCUCUUUCCCUCCCUGAUAGUCCUCUUUCCCUCCCUGAUAGCCCUCUUUCCCUCCCUGCUAGCCCUUUUUCCCUCCCUGAUAGCCCUCUUUCCCUCCAUGAUAGCCCUCUCUCCCUCCCUGCUAGCCCUCUUUCCCUCCCUGAUAGCCCUCUUUCCCUCCCUGAUAGCCCUCUUUCCCUCCCUGAUAGCCCUCUUUCCCUACCUGCUAGCCCUCUUUCCCUCCCUGCUAGCCCUCUUUCCCUCCUUGCUAGCCCUCUUUUUCUCCUUGCUAGCCCUUUUUCCCUCCCUGCUAGCCCUCUUUCCCUCCCUGCUAGCCUCUUUCCUUCCCUACUAGCCCUCCCUGCUUGCCCUCCCUUCUUGCCCUUCCUGCAUGCCCUCUCUGCUUUCCCUCCCUGUUUGCCCUUCCCUGCUUGCCUCCCUGCUUGCCUUCCCUGUUUGCCCUCCUUGCUUGCCCUCCCUAAUUGCCCUCUCCUCCCUUCUUUCCCUCCCUGCUCGCCCUCCCUGCUCGCACUCCCUGCUCGCCCUCCCUGUUUGCCCUCCCUGCUUGUCCUCCCUUCUUGCCUUCCCUGCUUGCCUUCUCUGCUUGCCUUCUCUGCUUGCCUUCCCGGUGUGCCCUCUGCAGCAUGGUAUGGUGGCAUGUUGCACCACCCCAGUGCUCAACCUAAGUGUUCAACCCCAGUGCUCAACCCCAGUGCUCAACCCCAUUGCUCAACCCCAGUGCUCAACUCCACCGCAACCCCAGCGCAACAAGCGCAACCCCAGCGCAACCCUAGCGUAACCCCAGUGCAACCCCAGUGCGCAACCCCGGUGAAACCAACCCCAGUGCAACCCUGGUGCGCAACCCAGCAAGACAUCUUCCCGUGA
This is a messenger RNA of Closterium sp. NIES-65, 954 nucleotides long. NCBI's taxonomy places the organism in Eukaryota, Viridiplantae, Streptophyta, Zygnematophyceae, Desmidiales, Closteriaceae. The record is from the annotation of a GenBank genome assembly.